GUCUGUCCCGGCGGCCGGAAUUUCUGCAGCUCCAGAAGGGUGAUUUUUGUCAGCAGGUGAAUGAGGGAAGCAGACAAGUAUUGUGGGGGGCUGCUGGGGUUUGUUUUAUGUGGUGAUUGGUGAAGGGAUACGUAAGGCGGAGUGAGGCGGCAGCGGUACCGGGCCCGACUGGCAGCAGUAGCUGGGGCUGUGAGUGACUAGCUUACUGGAGCUGAGUCUGCGCGCGCGCGCGGAGACGCUCAGGCAUCGCGGUGAAGGGACUGGGCUGGGGGCUGAACGUGGCUCUGGUGGCGCGAUCUGGAUGAACGGACCGUGAGGGACAAUCGGAGAGGUAAGACUUCCAGUUUCAAAGAUGCCGCUUUUUGGGAAAAUUGUUGUUAUUAAAAGGAAUGGGACCGAUGGAAUCCAUUUUCCACUCACUGCAAGUUCUUGUUUAUUUGGAAGGAAAACGGAGUGUGAUAUCCGCAUACAGCUGCCUCAGGUCUCAAAAGAACAUUGUAAAAUUGAAGUCAAUGAGAACAAGGAGGCAAUCUUGAUUAAUUUAAGUACUGUAAAUCCAACGCAAUUGAAUGGUAACAGUUUUCAGCAACCUGCACAUCUGAAGCAUGGAGAUGUAUUCACUAUUGUUGAUCGUUCUUUCAGGUUUGAAUAUCCUCCUCAAUCAACUCCAAGAAAGAGACUUUCUAGAACUCCAAAAAAUGAAACCCUACAGGUUCUUCAUGUUCAGCAGGUGGCAGAAGUGGAAUUACAGAGCCCAACAUCUAAAAGUCCUCAUACGUCUGAUAAAAACAUAGAAUGUGAAAGCCAAAAUUUUGGUGAAAAUGACAAGCAAAGCACUGAGGAAGAUAUUUCCAGAGUUGUACCAGCCAAACAACAUGCAUCACCUAAAUCAACAUAUAGAACAGCUAAAUCUAACAGAAGAGAAAAUGAGAUGUCUCCUUUUAGCAAACUUUAUGAAUUGUUGAAAAAUGAGAUUGAUGUGAAAACACAGAAAGAUGGCAACGAAGAGAUACCUAUGCCACGACAAGCAGAGACUAAUGCCCAGCAAAUUUCAUUAUUGGUAUUUCCAUCUGGUCAAGAGACCCAAACCAAGGAAAAAGAGACAAUCAUUGGUGAAUAUAUUGAACAGUCUAAAGUUAAAGAACAAGAAAUAAACGAUGUGGAACUUAAUCAGAUUUCUACUGAAGGAAAUAGUUCUAAGACCAAUGAAAUAAGUUCUGCAAAUUCAGGCGAACCACAGACUGAACAAGAUCCACCAUUAGGAGUUAAAGCAACAGAAAUUGCAAAUGAAAUUCAAAAGAAAGAUGUAGUGUGCAGUAGUGUUCAUGGGAAUGAAUCAUGUAUUUUGGGAAAAAAUAAUAAAUAUUCAAAGCAAAAGAGAAAUAGUAAACAGCUUACACCAAGAAAAUCCUUAAAUGCAGAAGAAGUGCUAAAAGAAAUUCAUGAUGAGACUUACUCAGUUAGCAUAACUAAGGAGAGAGAUUCUGAAAUCGAUGGAUUUUCUCCUGGGUAUAGUAAUUCCAAAAGCCCCAAAGGGAGUAUUAGACAAAGUAAAAAAAAUUCAAAUAAAAGUCCAUUAUCAGAGUUAUUAGCUCCGGAAAGGUUAACACCGAAAGAUGAAUCUUCUGCUAGUCAUAAACAUCACUCUGGAGCACGAAGGGGAAGACGAAUGAGCUCUGGAAAAGUGGCUGAAGAAACAUUGGAGAGAGAUCCAUCUCAAGAACAUUACAAGAAUGUAGAUAUUAAAGGUAGUGAAGUUAAAGAAAAGCUGAGCACAGAGAACAACCAACAGAAAUUAGAGGUGGAAGAUGCUAAUAUUGUACUGGGACCUCACAGGUUGUCAUCAAAAAGAAGGUGCUCUGAAAGUGUUGCACUUCUGAGAGAUGAAGUUGCAUCAGAAAUAAAUAUUUCUAGCCUACCUACUGAAGAGAAAAAGUCAGGUGAGACAAAGAGGUUAUCUCAAAAGCGGAAAAUUGGAGAGCUUGAGUUGUUACAUCAGCCUUUUGGGAAAAGAAAGAGAGUGUCCUUUGGUGGUCAUCUCAGUCCUGAACUUUUUGAUAAAAGUCUACCACCCAAUUCACCACUUAGAAGAGGUGCAAUUCCAGCAAGAUUAAGCUUACCAUUUGGAAAUUCACCUCGUGCAGUUCUGAAGAAGGGACAGGGAUUCAAGCGUCUUGUAAUCAAGGAUCUUUCAGAGCAUUUGCAGAGACAAAAAUCAUCACAAAAAAACUUGCCCGCCAGGAAGUCCCCGGCUGCCUCGCCGCCCGCCAGGAGGUCCCCGGCUGCCUCGCCGCCCGCCAGGAGGUCCCCGGCUGCCUCGCCGCCCGCCAGGAGGUCCCCAGCUGCCUCGCUGCCCGUCCUUGAAAAAAUGUCACCUAAGCUCACUGCAAGCUCCCUAUCAAAUACACCAUUUACAAAAGGACGUUUCUCUAUUUCUCACAUUAGCACACCAUCUCCUACUUCAAAGGAGCAGGGUACUGCUGCAACAGAAGUUAAGGAAAGUGAUGGAGAUUUUACUGGAGUCAAGACACCUGAAUCUUUUCCUAUUAACCAGGAACAUCAGGUGUCUGUGCCAGCUACACCUAAACAAUUAAUAAGGCGUAGUAUAAGAUUUUCUGCAAAGAGAACUCCCAUGAAGAGGAGGAGCGAUGCUGUGGAAACAAUUCAUUCUAAAAGAAGAAGUGGUGCUUCUAAAGCCAAUUUGCUAGUUGCAAAAUCUUGGGCAGAAGUGGUGAAGUUCGGUGUUGCAAGACCACAAGUAAAAGCUGUUAAACAAUGUGUUCUCAAAGGAAAAUCAACCAAGAAGUUAACAAAAUCACCAAAGACUCCAGCAAGAAAAGUAAAGGGUCAUUUUAGUACAGGUCAUGCAGAUUCUCCAGCUACAAUAGUGAUAGGAAGAGCUCAUACCACCACAGUGAAGCUGGUUGGAGAGGCCCCUAGAGUGGUCAAGAAUUGUGCUUUGAAACAAAACAUGGAUAUAAAUGAAAGCUUCACAGGAAUGACUGAGAUGUUUAGAACUCCAGUAAAUGAAAAUCAAAGAAGUCCAUCUUUAUCUGCUGCUCACAAGACUGAUCUUACAUCAUCAUGUGCUGAUGUAGAAGGCUCUGAGGUACACACUCCAGAGGAGUCUGGAGAGAUGGUAAUAUCACCAUUAAGUACCUCAGGCAUGUCACAACAGAGAAAAGAUUGUCAAGAUGUUGUAUCUUGCUUCCUGAGAGUGGAGAAGUCUCCAAAUUCUGCUUUUGUGGCUGUUAAGUUAAAGCAGACUCCUAAAAAAGAGAGAACUGUACUGGAAAAGAAGGUGGAAAUGAAUAAUCCGUUAGUAAUGCCAGAAAAGCAUGCAACUGAGAUGAGAGUGGGAGCUAAAAGGCUUGUGAAGACUCCAAAGCAAAAGAUGGAACCCGUCGAGGCCCUCUCGGGCGUCAAAAGGCUCUUGAGGACUCCAAAGCAAAAGAUGGAACCCAUCGAGGCCCUCUUGGGCGUCAAAAGGCUCUUGAGGACUCCAAAGCAAAAGAGCGAACCCGUUGAGGCUCUUUCGGGCGUCAAAAGGCUCUUGAGGACUCCAAAGCAAAAGAGCGAACCCGUUGAGGCUCUCUCGGGCGUCAAAAGGCUCUUGAGGACUCCAAAGCAAAAGAGCGAACCUGUCGAGGCUCUCUUGGGCAUCAAAAGACUCUUGAGGACUCCAAAGCAAAAGAGCGAACCCGUUGAGGCUCUUUCGGGCGUCAAAAGGCUCUUGAGGACUCCAAAGCAAAAGAGCGAACCCGUUGAGGCUCUCUCAGGCAUCAAAAGGCUCUUGAGGACUCCGGAGCAGAAGAUGGAACCUCUUACAGAUGGAAUUGCCUUAAAAAGUUUAAUAAAGACUCCAGCACAAAAAAAGCAAGUUGUAAAUGAUCUGGUGGGAGUUUCUUUUAUGAAGAGAACACAAAAGCAGAAAUGCCAGCCAGUAGAAGACAUGAUAGGGAUCAGCCAUAUGAAAACAUCUAAGCACAGAAUCCAGUCAGAAGAUACGGUAGGAAUCAAAAGGCUAUUGAAGACAUCAGAUGAAAGAGUUGAACCAGUAGAAGACAUGUUUGGUAUCAGGAGGCUACUGAGGACACCAAGGAAAAAAUAUCUACCGGUUGAUGAUUUUGUGGGACUGCAAAAACUUAUGGCGGAGCCUAAACAAAAAUAUUCAAAUUCUGAACUGGAUUAUGCUGGUGUUAAAGAAAUUUUUGAUACACCAAAGGAAAUUAAGGUCGAAGUUACGGAUCUCAUGCAAGAAAAUAAUUCUCCUCAUAUUGAUCCUAAAAGUGAACAUGAAUCCAGAGGAAAUUAUGAAAGAGAACUGAAGCGAGAGAAAAAAAUGGAAGAUUCACUUGAAAAAACAUCACUCUCAUUUGUGAGAUCAAGGAAUAGAAACAUUAAAAACGAACAAGAAUUGCAAGAAAGCCUUGAACAUGCAUGUAUUUCGCCCAAGGCAUCAGAAAUUGUGAAAACUAUAGAAAAUAUUGAAAAAGAAAACAGGAGUGAUAGCUCUCAGACAGAGAGCCAUAAUUUCUCAAAUUCAGUAAUCUCUCUUUUACUUACCAAAAUGGAUCCAGUUCAGGAACCCACUAUGCAAUUGCAAAGAGAAUUAAACCAAGAUUUGAAAGAUAGUGAUGAUAAAGAACUGCUUUUUGAAAAUCCCGUUGCCCCACAAUUAAAUCUUAUCCAGGAAUCUAUCGAUUUGUCCAGUAAAGACAAAAAAUCUGCAAGGGCAAAACAGCAGAAAAUAGAAAUAAAAGAGAACCCCUUGUCACUAAGAGAAUGUGAAGAAAAUCUAAAGAAGAAUGUAAAUGUACUAGAAUUACCAGUUCUGAUGAAAGAAAGGAUUGAAGACCAGAAGGAAGAGGCUGUUGCUUUCACUUCUGUAGUUAAAAAUCUAGGAAGAAAAAAGAGAACCAAUCAGUAUAUGCAAGAAGAAUUUAUUUCAAAAAUUCAUGUUCACAAACAACUUGACAAAAAUAAGGAAGCUGUUUCCUCAGUAGAAAUAAAUGGAACUUUUCAUAGCUCCAGAAGAGGUAAAAGGAGUCUUGAGUCUCAUGAUAAAGAUUCUUUAGUGCUACAAAGAGAAACUGCAAGUAUGAAACAGAAUUUGCAGACUGUGCAUCAGUCUGUCACAAAUCAUAUUUUAAUAAUGGAAAAUGAUCAAAGUCUGAAGACAGCAAAUGUAUCUAGUAGCAGUAAAAAUGUAAGAGGGCACCCUCUGCAAACAGGGCUUAUAGCACUUGAAGAUAAGUCUGAUCAAGAUAGUGUAAAAAAUAAUGAAAAGGUGGCUCUGUCAGUUAGGAAGAGGUCUACAGGGGAGAAAAAAUUAGAAAUGCUAGAAUCAUUAGUUCCAGCUAAAAGAACCAGAAGAGGGAAAACUGAAGAUAACAAACAGGGAUUUACAGAGGAACAUGAUGCAAAAGAAACUCCCCAAAGACAGACAACAAGGAACCCUUGUAGAGCAGAAACAGAAAAAUGCAUACAAACAGAUAAAAAGGAUUUUGCCAACAGUAUCAUUGAGGCUGCUGCAGUAAAAGAAUCUGAAAUCAAUAAACCAACCCUUGAAAUUAUGGUAACAGAGAUGAAAGGAAGAAAAUCUUUGAGAGUAAAAUCAAGAAAGCAAUUAGAGGAAACAAAGAACGUAAGUACAGAGAUGGGACCUGAAAAUGUAAGAUGUGUCCAGGAAACCAAGAAAACAUCAAAAGAAACUGUAGUUAAAACACACAAAUCUAUAAAAAAUGAGACCAAAGCAUCUCAGGGAAACAAGGAAGCAGAAAGAGGUCAAAGCUUAAAGUUAAAGAAGUCACAUUUUGAAAACACAAAUGAAGCACCACUUGAUGUUCAUAGCUUGCAAGCAAACAGGAAUUCAAUACAAAAAACUAAUCAAACACAUGGAAAUAAGAGAGGUCAAAAAGGUAUAUUGGACAUUAAGGAAGGUGAAUUUGCCAAAAAUGAAAAAAUGAUGCCAGAGAAUAUAUCAGAAACUGAACCAGAGACAAUUUCUACAAAAGACUCCCUAGGAUCUCUACAGACAGUGCAAAGCUCCAAAACCAAGGAAGCCUCAAACAAUCCAACUGCUGCAAUGGUAUACGGUCCUAAAGAUGAUGAGAGAACUGUUCUUAGACGUGGAAAGAGUAUAAGGAAAGGUGAUGGCAAACAGGAAGCAUCUGAAACCAAACAAAUAGAGAUUUUAGAAAAUAAUCCUACAGAAGCAAAUGAAAAUAUACCAAGAAGGGACAGAGGGAAAAAAGUUCAUUUUGAACUUGAGGAAGCCAGUUCUGCUUCUCUCAGAGGAAAACAAAUUUUACCUGAAGGUAAUGAUAAAGACCAAAAUGAGACUUCAGAAAACAUUCCUUCUCAAGCAAAUGAAAAUCUCUCAGGAAGGGGCAGAAGGAAAGAAGUUGAUCUCUCACCACAUGCAGUUAGUUCCACUUCUCUUAGAGAAAAAUACAGCUUGCCAGAAAGUGAUGCCAAAAAAGAAGCUGCUAAAAAAGACCAUGAUGCAGCUUUGGAAUCUACUGCUUCCCCAACAAAAGAGAAUACAUCUAGAAGAGGCAGAAGGAAACAGGUUGAGCUCACAACACAGGCAGCUAGUUCCACUUCUCUCCGAGGAAAAAGCAACUUGCCAGAAAAUGAUGGUAAAGAGAAUGUUCCGAAAGAAGACCAAAAUGUGCCUUUGGAAAACAUUGCUUCCCAGGCAUCAAAAAGGGGCAGAAGGAAACAGGUUGAUCUCACAACACAGGCAGCUAGUUCCACUUCUCUCCGAGGAAAAAGCAGCUUGCCAGAAAAUGAUGGUAAAGAGAAGAGUCCUAAAGAAGACCAAAAUGUGCCUUUGGAAAAUACAACUGAGGCAAAAGCUAAUUCACCAAGAAAGGGCAGAAGAAAACAGGUUGAGCUCACAACACAGGCAGCUAGUUCCACUUCUCUCCGAGGAAAAAGCAGCUUGCCAGAGAAGGUUCCUAAAGAAGGCCAAAAUGUGCCUUUGGAAAACAUUACUUCCCAGGCAUCAAAAAGGGGCAGAAGGAAACAGGUUGAGCUCACAACACAGGCAGCUAGUUCCACUUCUCUCCGAGGAAAAAGCAGCUUGCCAGAGAAGGUUCCUAAAGAAGGCCAAAAUGUGCCUUUGGAAAACAUUACUUCCCAGGCAUCAAAAAGGGGCAGAAGAAAACAGGUUGAGCUCACAACACAGGCAGCUAGUUCCACUUCUCUCCGAGGAAAAAGCAGCUUGCCAGAGAAGGUUCCUAAAGAAGGCCAAAAUGUGCCUUUAGAAAACAUUAUUUCCCAGGCAUCAAAAAGGGGCAGAAGGAAACAAGUUGAUCUCACAUCACAGGCAGCUAGUUCCACUUCUUUCCGAGGAAAAAGCAGCUUGCCAGAAAGUGAUGGUAAGGAGAAGGUUCCUAAAGAAGACCAAAAUGUGCCUUUGGAAAAUACAACCGAGGCAAAAGCUAAUCCACCAAGAAAGGGCAGAAGGAAACAGGUUGAUCUCACAUCUCAAGCAGCUACUUCCACUUCUCUCAGGGGAAAACGCCACAUGCCCAAGGAUGAAAAGGCAGCCAAAAAAUUAAAAUCAGAAUGUGGUGAAAGUAUAACUCUGCAGAAAGAAACAAGAAACAAAACUAAAGGAGAACUUGGCAAAGGUGGUAUAAGCAUGAUUCAGAGUGCUGGAGGAACAGAAAGGAAAACAAGAACAAGAGCAAGAACAAGACAAUAACCUCCUUAAAAGUUGUAGAGCCAGUUUUGAAUUUUUUUCAGUAUUUGAUUUUGCAAUUUUUUUACGUACUUAGAUUUGAUAGAGUUGUAAAGCAUUCCGUGAAUUUAGGUAUAAUGGAGAUAUGUUUAUCUGUUUAUAUAAGUAGAAGAGAUACCUCUUUAAAUGGCAUAAUUCAGCCAAAUAUAUUUGCUUUCCAAACUGUUGUGAGCUUGUACAAAAUUACAGCAACCAAAAAACUUUGUGUGCCAACACUGAUGCCUCUUUUCAUUGAUGAUCAUUUCAGCAGUCUGGAAGUUGUAUUACUUUGCUGAAUCUGCCCAUAUGUAAUUGUACGUUCUUACCUACUUAGCUUAAUUUUGGGAUACUGGAGUUUUAUUUUUUCAUGAAAGUUCUGUAAAUAUCCUUUUAAAAAAGUCUACAGGUUUUUAUUGGCAAAACUAUUAUGUGGGAUUUCUGAUUUAACAGCUUAAAUUGACUACUGCAAAAAAUGCAAAUAGAUUUUUAUAAGAGUUAAUAAAUUUUGUAAAUGUU
This is a messenger RNA of Chelonoidis abingdonii (Abingdon island giant tortoise), 8248 nucleotides long. The record is from RefSeq and is a predicted model, not a curated record. Lineage: Eukaryota; Metazoa; Chordata; Testudines; Testudinidae.